GACUUCCGGUUCGGCAGCGUCACUUCCUCCCAGCGCUGCCCGUUGCCUGGUAACCGACACCCGGUCUCUCCUGGUGGUUCAGGAACAACGUGUUUUCGAACCGGAGCCCUUUGACGGAAGUGAUGGACUCUCACCGGACAAACGUCCUGGUGACGUCGUGUCUGAAGACGCCGGUGGACCCGCUCACGAAGGCGCCGCUGGCGUCGUACGAGCGGGACCGAGCGCUGCCCUGCGCGGCCUCGGGACACCGGGACACCCGGGACUACCGGGACUACCGGGACCACGAGGCGGAGCUGGAGUACGAGGACUCGGGCUCUGACUUCUGUGACGAUGAUCGUCUGGGGAACGGCGGCCCUCUCAUGAUGAACAGCUACAUGGCGUCGGGAGAACGCCUCGACCUGAGCGGCAUCUUCUUCUCCAACGAGGAGUAUUACAGCAAGCUGGAGGAGCUGAAGAAGGCCCACCUCCGCACCAUGGCCGAGCUGGAGAGCAUGUACCGACGGAAGCUGCAGCUCAAGUUCAUGGAGCCUUUAGACCUGACAGCGCUGGAGGGGGGGCACAGGCUUCCGUGGUCAAACAGCAGCCCAGCAGCUUCACACCGACUGAGAAAGUCCCACUCUGCCGUUGAACUCAGGAGGAGUUCAGGACACUUGGACUCGUCAGACGAGGAUGAAGAAGUCAGCAACGAUGUGGAGAAAGGCCUGCUCUUCUCUCCCAAGGAACACAUCAAGAACAUGUGGAGGGACUUCAAGCUGUCACCAAACACUCGUCACCAGACGUCCUCCUCGCUCCAGAGUCUGCCGGGAGACCAGAAGAGAUCAGGAAAGAGAAAAGGCAAGAAGAGGGAGACCUGGAAACACAGGGUGACAAUCCCGAAACCUUUCCACAUGACCCUGCGUGAUGCUGAGAGACAAAAGCGUGGCAUAAAGACGCGCACAGAGAUCGAGCUGGAGAACGCAGAGCUGCGGCGGCAGCUAGAAGAGCUGACAGAGUGCCAGAGGAAGUUCCGCGCCAGCCCCGUACCUGCACACGUUCACCUCCCGCUCUAUGAAGAGCUGCAGGAGCAGAAGGACGAGCGGCAGAGAAACAAGCGAGAGCGAGAAGAGCAGCACCUCCGAACCAUCCAGAAACCUUUCAGCUUCCUGGAGAGGGAGCGACUAAAGAAGGAGCAGAAACAGCUGCGUCUCCCACAAGCAUCCGACCAGGACAGAGUCAAGCCCUUCAAGGCCAAGCCUGUGCCCAAGGCCGUGUACGCCGCAGCGUCAGGGGAGCUGAUGAAGGAUGAGCAGCUGUAUCGCUCCAUCAAGAUGCAGAUGAGAGCUCAGGAGCUGCUCCAUGGGGCCUCGAUGCCUCCCAGCAUGCUUUCACGACGACUCAGCGAACGGAAGAAGACCAAAGACGGCAGCGACGCAGCCGGAGGGGUCAGCAGCUUCCCCCACAGACCCCAGAUCAACAAAGAGGUGCCUGACUUUGACGCCAGCUACAGACGCUUCCAGAAACACCUGGAGAAACGAAAGGAGGUGAAGCCCACGACCGCAUGUGAACCCUUCCAUCUGAAGACGUCGCAGAUCCCCUCGCACCGCGAACGCAUCCUGGCUGACAUUGAGAAGGAGCAGAGCAGCCCUCGGACGCGGCGCUGGCCAUACAUUAGCUCCGCUGCGACUCGGACACCAAACUCGAGCCUCUGUUCAUCUCUCUCCGGCAGCCUGGAGCUCCUGCCUACCAAAGUCACAGAUGCCACCAAAAAGCGCCAUGAGGCCGUGAGAAAGGUGCUGGAGCAGAGGAGGAAGGCCAGCGAGGAGGAGGAGCAGUGGAAGGAGAAGCAGAAGCAGAGGGAGAGGAAGCUGCAGAGGGUGGUGUUGAAGCGAGCCCAGGCCAACGACCCCCACAUGGCGCUGUCACAGACCCACCAGACCAAACUCACAGAAUUCAGGAAACGAGACCUCCAGCGCAGGAAGGAGUACCAGCAGGAGAUCCAGGAGAUGCAGCAGCGAGUGAAGGGGAGGCCGCUGCUGCUGGAGCAGGUUGCACAGAGGAACGCCAAGCAGGCGGCAGAGAAGCGCUACACAGACGCCGUGCACGGAUGUGAAGUGACUGAGGAGUUCAUCUGCAGCAAAGCAGCCAAACCAGGACCUGCCCGCAGCGCCUCCCAGUCCAGUGACAGCAAACACAGUGACCAGGAGGACGCAGACAUGGGAUAUCAACCUGUCCGCUACAGGAAAGUCUUCCUGGACGACGAAGAUGUGGAAGAGCCCAGCGAGAGGGGGAGAGGGAGGGAGGACAAGGACAGUGACGAGGCCUCAUCAAACCGCCACAAUGGAGACGACCCCGGCGGUCACCGCUCAGCUGAGGGCGACCGUGGAGAUGAUCAACACGGUUCUGAUGACAGUUACCACUACUCUGACGACCAUGAGAAUUACUCAGACGACAGCGAGAGUAACACUCGACAGCCCGAAGCCACAGAAUGAUGUCAACAAACCUUUCAAACCUGAGGGAGAAACCGAGCAUGACUGAAGGCACAGAGCGACGAGGAGGAAGCUUCUCCUUCCUGGAAUGAUGACAUAAUCUGUCGUAUUUAGGGAAGUGAUAUCUGGUGUGUGAUUCGUUGCAGCUUCAUUGAAUUUAACGGGAGUGUUGGACCCUGGCGGAGGUUUGAGGGUCAGGGUUACACACAUUAAAUACAUUUGCAUUAUUGAAACGUUUUGGGCAUUAAAUGUGAAGUGAGGAUACUUUCAAAAUAAAGCUAUGGCUGUUUUUUUAUUUAUCAAUAAUCUAAACAAAGCACAAAAUUAAAAAUCUAAUCAGUAUUUGCUGAAAGACCCUUUUCUGUAAAACACCAGUUCUCUUGCACAGCUGCCCCCUCCCUCUGGAACCGUCGACUCCGAGCCUGCACUGAACUGUCCAGUGUCAAACCUUCACUACUCAAAACCCACCUUCUCAAACUGCUUUAGAUGUUUGAUUGUGACGAGUAUGAUGUGUAUGUUAUAUUUAUAGUUCUUCAUUUGGAUCUGCUUUCUGUUUUGUUGUUAUGCUGUGAGGUGUCUUUGAGAAGUGUUCAAAGUGCUCUAUAAACAAAACUAAUUAAGAUAAGCUGCACCGAGGUGGAUCCUCCGUGUGAGGACAUUCACAAUUGACAGAGCAGCACGAGGAAGAAGCAGUGCAAGGGGACAAUGUAGUAAAAGUAAGAAUAUAAAUACUACAUAUAAUAAAAGUAGAAAUAUUGAAAUAUAGACAUGGCUGUUCCUCUAAAUGUGCAAUAUAAAGAUAGAGAUAAAGGCUGUGUAUUGGGAAAUGUGUCUUUACGAGAUGUGGAGCAGGUCUUUCUUGAUUUGUGUAUUUUAGUGUUUGGACGGGGGGUGCUGUGGCGUUGUGCAGUUUAUUAUUAUAUAGUUUUGUUAUUACGAUCAAUAAUAAUUAUAAUAAACGUUUGCACUGUGCAGUUCGUGACCUCACAGAAAUGGACUCAGAUUAAUUGCAAAUAAAUUGUUUUUGAGUCAU
Messenger RNA from Hippoglossus stenolepis (Pacific halibut), 3498 nucleotides. It is a transcript of the gene fam161a, whose product is annotated as FAM161 centrosomal protein A. Gene Ontology annotation, cellular component: cilium. The record is from RefSeq and is a predicted model, not a curated record. Bases 123 to 2468 code for a protein of 781 amino acids. Gene Ontology annotation, biological process: cilium organization. The transcript is spliced from 7 exons. NCBI's taxonomy places the organism in Eukaryota, Metazoa, Chordata, Actinopteri, Pleuronectiformes, Pleuronectidae.